GACAAAUUCCUGUAUUUUAGAUCUUGAACUCGACUGACUCUAACAAAAGAAUUUCUCUGCCCCAAACCUUGAGAAUGCCGGAGACGACAAGAACCAGCAUCCGUCGAAAGGCGAAGAAUCACGUGCCACCCGAUGCUCUCCUUGAGAAAAAGAGAGCAACAGACCGCCAAUCUCAGAGAGUGGUCCGUGAGCGAACGAAGAAAUACAUCGCGCAUCUCGAGAAUAUGGUUGAAGUGCUGCAAAAGAACCAGCAGGAUGAACGGCUUCAACUCGUCACAGAUCGGUGCAACCGCUUGCUUGAGGAGAACGAACAGCUCAGACGCGCCAUCCUCAGCAUCAAAAGAGCUGUCCAAGGGGUAGAAGCUGAACAGCCGGAUUCAGUAAAUAAUAAGUUUACUGAGACUCAGAACGCUCUAGCAAGAUCAGAGACGAACAAUCUGCCCGCUUACACCAGCCUUUCCUUCUCUGAUGGCCAGGGCCAAUCACCCACCCAGCAAAUUUCGACGCCCGCAUCCAUGCCCAUUGCUUUGCCUUUCAGCUCCGUUCCCUCUCUUCCAAUUGGAUCUUCAGAUAGAGUAUUCUCCCCUCCCUCUUCUGAGAUCGAGGACCCACCACAUGUAUUCGUCGUCAUAAGCAACCUCCUCCGCCAAGCCGAAACAUGCAUCAUCCUCACCAUAGAUCUGGAUAAAGAUGUAGAUAUCGUUAUCAGAGCUAUUGCACACGGGUGGGCUCAUGUCGAGCAACAUUGCCAAUUGGACCCUGCAUGGCAAAUACUGCGGCGGAUUGACCAAGAGGUGAUGUUUUGUUGUGGAGCCGUGGAGCGACUCGCAAUACUGCGAGCUGUCAGGUUGAAACUCCUUCAGCAUAAAAUUAGUGCGAGCGAGCGACAAGUUCAGGCACAGCUUCCUCAAUAUAUGCAUUCCAGACCUCUUCAAGCGGCAAUGGACCACUUGAGUCUAAUUGAUUAUUUUGUCUGGCCUGAGCUGCGAGAAUACCUACUCCACAGCCCAAACAUCGACCUAUCGAACAAGACUGCUGCAACCUUUGCAACGUGCCUUCGAUUCCUCUGGCCUUUCGAACUAUCUGAUGCCUGGAUGCGAAAUACGGAAACGGGGUUGUAUUCCUUCUCGAAGUUGUUUGAGGAGAGUUUGAAUGAUGUUUCUAGUUGGGCCAUGGCGACUGAGUUUUUCGAGUCGUAUCCCCAUUUGAUGGGAUAUAUUCCUUCUUAUGACGCGGUAGAGGAUAAAACAUUCGGCUAGGAGGGCAAGAAAGGUAACCGGACGCCCAGGAACGACGGCAGAGACCAUAGGCAUUCUUCGAUAGGACGAACACUCAAUACUGGCACUCAAACUUCGCGUGGACACUGGUCAAAUUCG
Messenger RNA from Hyaloscypha bicolor E, 1376 nucleotides. RefSeq lists its product as uncharacterized. NCBI's taxonomy places the organism in Eukaryota, Fungi, Ascomycota, Leotiomycetes, Helotiales, Hyaloscyphaceae. The coding region runs from base 75 to 1259 and encodes 394 amino acids. The record is from RefSeq and is a predicted model, not a curated record. The transcript has 4 exons.